Toxorhynchites rutilus septentrionalis is the source of this 1119-nucleotide messenger RNA. RefSeq lists its product as uncharacterized. The coding region runs from base 1 to 1119 and encodes 372 amino acids. The transcript has 3 exons. Lineage: Eukaryota; Metazoa; Arthropoda; Insecta; Diptera; Culicidae. Gene Ontology annotation, cellular component: nucleus. The record is from RefSeq and is a predicted model, not a curated record. Gene Ontology annotation, molecular function: DNA binding.
AUGCCUACAAGUUACAAGCGCAAGAGUAACCGGCAGUCAUGGACCGCUCAGCAGUUGGAACAAGCCAUUAAGGCUGUAAAAAGUGGAUCACCGGUGAAGACAGCAGCAAGAAGUUACGCAAUCCCAAGAUCCACACUGAUUCGCCACCUCACAAGUCCAACUGUAUCAACUCGGCUAGGACCUCUUGAUUCCGUAUUCAAUUCUCAACAAGAAGAGGAGCUGGUACAACAUCUGUUGGAUUUGGAAAAGAGGUUCUAUGGAAUAACGAUGACUAAUUCUACCAAGAUGGCUGGAAAGGCUUGGCUAAGCAAUUUUCUGAAACGAAAUCCCAAAUUGUCGUUCCAUAAACCUGAAGCUACCUCUGCCGCCCGAGCCAAAGGCUUCAAUAAGCCAGCAGUAUCUGCGUUUUACGAUUUGCUGGAAGAAGCGCUGAAAAAUCCCAAAUUGACGCCAGAUCGUGUUUUGAACGCCGAUGAGACUAGUGUUUGUACCGUUCCUCCGAAGAAGUCUAAGGUAGCGGCAUUGAAAGGACAAAAAAUCAGGUUGGUGGUAUUACAUCUGCGGAACGCGGAGAAACAGCUACGGCAGUCCGCAACCGGACAGCACCUUCCGUCGUUCUUCAUUUUUCUUCGCAUGCGGAUGCACGAAGCUUUGAAGAAAGGGGCAUCACGUGGAAGCAAAUUUGCCUGUAAUGCAUCGGGUUACAUGACGGUCGAAAUAUUCAAUGAGUGGUUCGAUCACUUUUUGGAGCAUGUAAAACCUUCUGAAGACAGUCCUGCUUUGCUCAUAAUUGAUGGCCACUCGUCGCACACGAAGAAUCUAGCUUUUACCGAGAAAGCUAGAGCUAACUUUGUUAAGGUUCUAGUUUUACCAUCUCACACUAGCAACAAACUUCAACCGCUUGAUGUAUCCUUUAUGGCACCUUUCAAGACGUACUACGCACAGGAAGUAGAGCGUUUCCUACAACAGAAUCCAGGUAAAGUCGUCAGCCAAUAUGACGUUGCCGAGCUCAUGAAACCUGCAUUCAUCAAGGCGGCUUCGAAAAAACAGGAAUUUGACCAUUUGAUCGCAAUAUUUUUUCCGAUGAUGACUUUGCCCCGGCCAUGGCUGAUUUCGUAG